GCGAACAGCCAGCGGGAGGCGGACCGGUUAUCAAAUGUAAAAAUGUCUGGGUCUGGAAGAAUGCAACUUGUGAUGCUGCAUAUGGAUUCCAAAAAAAUCUGUAUUGCAUGAGUACCAAAGGGAAUGUAAUUUUUGCUACGCGGAGAGGGCAUUUGUCAUGCGGAAUAGGCAUCAAGAAGCUCUCAAAAAAUCUGUGAUGCUAGGGCAUGCAUCACAGACAUCAGGGGUAAUGCAAAACGCGCAUGACAAGUGUCAGAAUCUUCCAGACCCGGACAUUUUUACAUUUGAUACCGGUGGUUGAAGCACAAUUCUCUGUCCCGGUGUAUCCUCCAUAUUGAGCAGGCCAAGGUAGCGGUAUCAGCGGACACGAGCAUCCAAAAUAAUUCCGGCGGUUCCUGCGCAGAUGACGGCGGGCAUAGAAGAGCGCAAGCGAGAGGAGGUAGUUCCGCCGUUGGCCAGUCGAGGCCGCAUCAACCACAGAGUUUUAUAACUCCUGUUGGGCGGUCGGAAGACCCGCGCAACGAACUUGCAGUGCGGCAGGGGACAGCCACGAACUUGGACGAAAUAGGGCUUCAAGUUGUCGGGAGGGCGACAUAGUAAGUAGCCCGUACGACGUCCUCAGUGUAGAGGAGCACGCAACUUGCGAAACAACAGAGAUUGUCGCGGAAUAGGUCGUGCAGGAACGAAGGAAACGUGGGGAGUCCGCAAGAACCACGGAGGUUGCGCGGAUGGUGCUAAUCGUAUAUUUCUGACGUAGUCAUGUUUUCGAGCGAAGUUUUCCCAUCUUUGAAUGGGUCGAGGCUCUCGAAUCAACAGUUUUUGGAACCGAUGAAGUGACGAUGUGCAUCUGCCACUGUUUUGAAGGCUCUCGUCCCUCUUUCCUGUUUUGGAGUCCGUCAACUGAAGCUUCUACCUCAUUAUCAUAACAAGCCAUUUUACUUUUUUUUUUCUGGCGGCAAGAAUUCUGAGCAGGCGCCUCGGUGGCCGUCGUAUUUGACGUAAAAAUCUUCUUUUUCUCUUUUUUUACAAAUCAAGCGCUUGUUUAGGGCUUUCUCACAUUUAAGUUCGAUAGAUUCUUCUACAUCAUCAUCGUCUACUACCACUUCUUAAAAGACAAUAAUCAUCAAUCAAUCGCUAGAAAACUUUACCACCUGUUCAUCGCUGACGCCGAUCGUGUGUAUUCUGAGAACUUUCAGCCCGGCCGCACCACAAAAAAGGAUAAUUUCGUAAAAAAAAAUGAACUGAACUCCACCGGGGUGAAUUGUGGAGGAACCAGCUUUUAUUUUCUUGUAAGAUCUUCCUUCUGCGAGUGGUAUCGCACUAAUGAAAAAAUUGGUGAGCAAAUACUCACCGUGAAUAGUUUAUCAAAGAAUACUGGUGUACAAGUCAUUCUUUUUGAAAUGAAUCAUCUGCAACUGCAUUUCUCAAGAAGAAGUAUAGCGAGGUGGGUUGUAAACAUAAAGGGAAAUGUGGUUGUCGUGUCUAUUUUCCUGUUUAGAACGCACCCUAUAAACGCUCGCAGGAGUAUCGGACAGGAUUUGCAAGCACUUGGUACAGCAUCAGACCGGGAGAAAGAAUCCCGUCUGUUCGAUCAGCGCGCGACCAAGGAGCACUACGUACGAUGGACAAGCAAGACAUCAUUGAUACGUAGGCUCUAGAACUGACCAGGAACAUUGUACAUGUAAAUUUGCGGGCGGCAACAAUCUUUUUCUGAAGCAAGCAUGAGCGGAGAGAAAAAGUAAUUACUCGGCAAUGAAUGCCAAGGACGAUGCGCACGUUGCUGGCAGCGAAGUCGAUAGCUUUAGCAUACCAUAGUGCUCGAAACAGGAGCAGAAUAGGUGAAGGGGUCUGAAGAUCGCAAGCGGCGUACAAAUACUUACUUUGACCCGUAUAAACGAGGCGCUUCUUUCGAGUGUUAUCUACAUGAAAACCAAAAGCAUGCAACCAUACACAGCUAGUAGCGCAGUGAGGACCUGUAAU
This is a messenger RNA of Amoebophrya sp. A120, 1980 nucleotides long. The record is from the annotation of a GenBank genome assembly. NCBI's taxonomy places the organism in Eukaryota, Dinophyceae, Syndiniales, Amoebophryaceae.